CCGCUUUCAGGCCUACACCUGAAAUGUUUCAAUACGGUGGUGGUGCACGAAGACUGUACACUCGCUUCAAACUUCUACACCUUGUUUUCAUUGCUAGUGUAUGCAUCAUAUUCACAUGGUCCGUUGCCUCCUGGCUCCCGGAUUCCGGGAAGUCUGUCAGUGAUAAAAAACGGUUACAGCAAGAAAUUCUCCAGCUGUCACAGAAGUAUGUCCAGGUCUUGGCGGAGGCGCAGAAAUUCGAGCCUGAUGGUCCGUACAGCUCGCAAACCACCGCUUACGACAUGAAGAAAACACUUGCAGUCUUGUUGCACAGUCUGAUGCAGCGCAUUUCCACGUUGGAAGCGCAAAUCGCUUCCAUUCGGCACGGUGGUGUCCCUGGGUCGCUCAAGUCCAUCGGAAAUUUUUCCAUACAAAAUGCAUCGUUUCAACGUCGCCACCUGCAACAACAAAGCGAGGACGCAGAGACAGUAGAUUACAUUGAUCUUCUACAGGGUGCCCAAGAAACAUGCGUUUUGCAGUCCUACCGACUGUUGGCGUUUCCCGAAUGCCAAUCUAAAAUUGAGUGGCUGCGCGCCCAUUGGAAAUCACAUUCUUGUUACGAGGAACUCGGAGUGGAUGGAUCGGACUGCUCAAUGGUUCGAUAUUUGAGUGAGGGGCGCUCUUUCAUCACUCGGAGACUUUCUCCCUUUGCCAGGAAAAUCCGAUACAGAUCCAGUGGACUCAAAUUUCGCAACCAAGCGUGUAAUGGUCGACACGGUGAAAGGAUCUUUGAUGAGACCAUGUUUGCUUUUGUAAGCACGAAGUGCAGCGCACCCUUUCGGUGCCUAGCUCCCAUGCCACCCGAAGGUUGCACGAGGGCUGGGAUACUGUCAGGUCGUUCAAGCUUGGACAGAGGAAGUCGAAAGGCGGAGGUCGGAUUCAAACCACGGACCUUCCGGCCAGUUCGAAACGACCUCCUUGGUUUGCUUCACCUGAUCCCCGUGGACAAGCAGCACCGAUUUUCCUACAAAUUUAUCUACGAUCGUUUGACGCGUCUGUGGCCCGAAAUGACCGAUGCCAUGCAAACGCUAACGCAAUGGAGUCAAUGUCCGACCAACACUAGCAGUCCGGGUGGUGCUGUGCCCGACUGGUUCGCUUCCGUUCCACUUCAGUUGGAAAAUCAGACUUCAGGAUGUCCACCAUUGUGGAACCGUCCGCAACUCACUGUACAUCUGCAUUUGGGUUUCAUCUCUUUGUCGGCUAGCAAGCAUUUCGAAAGUUCAAUUGGACGAGGUGGCCCACUUGGUGAACUCGUUCAGUGGACUGAUCUGCUUGCUGCACUAUAUAUGCUUGGACAUAGAAUCAGUCUUUCGAUGGAAAUAAACCCUUUGCUUGAGCGUCUGCGUAUACCUGAGUACGGGAAAACUCCUUGUCAAGUUGAUAGCAAUUUGGUUGACCUCAUCUUCACCGAUAUCACCGGAUACCGACAACUUCGUAGGGCAAAUGUUCGAGUCCCCGCAUGCAAAUUUCGUAUUCUGGAUUCGUUUGGCACUGAAAGUGCGUUCAAUCGACAGAAGGCAACAUGGGGCGGUCUGCAAUUGAAUUUGCAACAGUUCUUCACCAUGUUCCCACAUUCGCCGGAUAACACGUUUCUCGGAUUCAUUGUCGAGUCUUUCAAUGGUUCACGCCUGUCGAACAAGCGAACCUGGUCUGGAAAACCGGUCGGUCUGGUGUAUGGAAAAGAGCGUUAUAUGUGGAAGGGAAGUGACGACUAUCUGCAGGUUUUGAGUGAAUUUUUGGAAUUACAUGGCAACGUGGCGGACGCCUCAGAUGCGAAGUUGCCCAGUUUUGUGCGUAAUCACAAUCGUUCAUACGGACAGGACUAUUUGAGUUUAUUGACUUCUUCUCAGGUUAUGGUUGGCCUCGGAUUUCCAUACGAAGGUCCCGCCCCAUUGGAAGCGAUCGCAAACGGUCUCGUUUUUCUCAACCCGCGUUUCACGCCACCUCGUGGCCGAGGCAACACCGCGUUCUUCGCAGACAAGCCAACCACAAGGAAGCUUACCAGUCAACAACCGUAUUUGGAAAAGUAUGUCGGUGAGCCAUACUCGUAUCUGGUGGACACGCAAAAUGCCACGGCAUUGCGCCUUACAAUGCGCCGCGUAUUGGCCAAAAUCAAUUCUUCUUCUGCCUAUCGUCCUUUUGAAUUCAGUCCGCUUGGAUUCCUCGAGCGCCUGAAUGCUCUUCUGACUCAUCAGUCGUUCUGCGAUGGUGCUGCAGGGCUGGGAUUGCUUCAGGCACCGCUCCCGUUACCUCCUAAUUCUCCCAAGGAGUAUACAUUCGUGGCUAACUUGGAGGCUCGUGUAAACAGUGUUCGGUGGCCUCCAGCCUCGAGUCUUCGUGUGAUAGUUGCUGCUCCUGGUGUGUCUUGUGCUGCGGCCUGUUCCGUGGUGCGAUCGACAAACAAACCAUCGGUACGACCGAGCGCUGAAGCUGCCGUCACUAGUGAAUACCUCUUACGCCGUUCCACGUCUCUUCCGGUUUCCACAAAUGUGACUUGUCCGGAUUGUUUACACUGUGCACCGGAACACUUUCCCACAGUCAAUAACCGAUUCACACUGGAGAAACACUUUGAGUUCGAUUGUGCGACUAUACAACACCACAAUCAUCCUCUGGCUCCAUUCCGCUGGGCUCGUAACAAUACCUGUGUGUUCCAAUCUGAUCGACAUUGGUUCGAUUGUGUCGCUUCCAGUGAGACUUCACAGUUGACACGAAUCUGCCCCUGUCGUGAUGCCCUUCCACAUCAGUCCGCUAUUUGUACUAAUUGCCUUUGACUAAUCGCACUCAUUCUCCCACAUAUCUCGGAAAUGGCACGGUUUUUGCACACAUUCUCCCGAUCAUCGUCUUGCAUUGAUUUCCAGAUCGGAAACUUCCGUGCAUUAUUGAGCGUGAAUCUUUCGAUCAGUUCGCUAUCCAAUUGCUUUAGUUAUUAACUUUCAUCAAGCACAGAGCUUCUUCUAUGAAAUCGCGUCCCGCAUCUUUGUAAAUCUGUGAUAUAGCCUAUGAAUGUUUCUCAUAUGUUCUUGUUUGUCCUCGUAAAUUUGACGGGCAGACAUGAGCUGUGUCGUGGUUGACGUCAUUCUCGAUUCUGCAAGUGGCCGUCAUCUGCUCCCCCCCAAUGG
Opisthorchis viverrini is the source of this 3158-nucleotide messenger RNA. RefSeq lists its product as hypothetical. Gene Ontology annotation, cellular component: Golgi apparatus. Gene Ontology annotation, molecular function: alpha-1,6-mannosylglycoprotein 6-beta-N-acetylglucosaminyltransferase activity. The transcript is spliced from 17 exons. The record is from RefSeq and is a predicted model, not a curated record. Lineage: Eukaryota; Metazoa; Platyhelminthes; Trematoda; Opisthorchiida; Opisthorchiidae. The coding region runs from base 24 to 2810 and encodes 928 amino acids. Gene Ontology annotation, biological process: protein N-linked glycosylation.